Molecule: messenger RNA, 465 nt
Organism: Epithele typhae
Lineage: Eukaryota; Fungi; Basidiomycota; Agaricomycetes; Polyporales; Epitheliaceae
Exons: 4
Coding region: 1-465 (154 amino acids)
Source: RefSeq, a predicted model, not a curated record
AUGGCCCCGAUCGUCCCACCUUUCACUGCGGAGACGGCACUUCAGAAGGUCAAGGUCGCGCAAGACCUUUGGAACACUAGAAACCCAGAGAAAGUCGCGCUUGCCUAUACACCCGACACGAUCUGGCGGAACCGCGACUCAUUCAUGACCGGGCGAGAUGAAGUCAUCGAGUUCUUGCGCAAGAAGUGGGCAAAGGAGAACGGUUAUCGGCUCAGGAAGGAGCUCUUCGCGUUCCAGGACAACAGGAUUGCGGUACAGUUCUUCUACGAAUGGUUUGAGGAGAAGUCGGAUGGCGUGAAGCAAUGGUACCGCUGCUACGGACUGGAGGAUUGGACGUUCGCGGAGGACGGCCUCAUGCGGAAGCGGCAGAUGAGUGGGAACGACGUCCCCAUCUCCGACGAUGAACGCUGGUUCAAGGACGGCGUUGACCUCAAUGUGUUCCCUAUUGCCGAGAAACAUCUCUAG